AUGGAAUUUUUCUAUGAAGAAGAGGUAUUGAAUAAAGUUAAGGAUCAACAAAAAGUUGACAAAGAAAUAGGUGUAAGAAAAGAAAAGAAUCAUGAUAAUGAUAUUGAGUCUCCCCAUUUGAAUAAAGAUGAAAGAACUAAUUACAUAUUUGAUAAAUUAGAAGACCAAAUAGGUGAUGUCUAUGAGAAGACAGCAAGCAAAUUGAAGGAAAUAGUUAAUGAUGUAAAUACGGAAGGGUUAGCUAUUCCAAUACCUUUGAUUGAUGAAAAGGCUUCAACUAAGGCUCAAAAAUAUAUUGAAACUUUAGACAAUAAUUUAGCUAGCAUGGAAAAUGCAGCAACUUCAUAUUGGAAUAAAAUGUCAAAGUCAAAUUUUUGGUCAAAUGUUACACAAAAUUUGACUUCUCAGUUUGAAAAUACUGUUAAUUUUGUGUCUGAUGUUAUAAACAAUGAUUUCCCGAAUACUAAUUCAAAGGAACAUGCUACUGUUAAGAAUGAUGAGAAGGAUGGCAAGGUAAUUAUAGGUGGUAGUAGAACAGAAACUGAAUUAAAGAAUUUAUCAAAUAAUAAAUUGUUAUAUUUAGAAUAUCAACCAGAAGACAAUUUUAAAGAAAUCACAAAUAUUAAGGAUAGAACUCAAGAAAUUGAUCAAAUUUUGAGAAAAGAUAAAGAUCUGGAAACGUUGAUGAAUAAACUUGUCCCGGCUUCAAUCACAUAUACCAAAUUUUGGUCGAUUUAUUUAUAUGAAAGAGCAAGGAUUCUAGAUAGGGAAGAUAAAAGAUUAAAAUUAUUGGCAAAUGAGUAUUCUAAAGACAAAGACAUUAAGGAGAAGUACAAGAAUAGUCCGCCUGUAGAAAGUGUUAAUAAAGUUGAAGAGAUGGAGGAAGUUGAUUGGGGUGAUGAUGAUGAUGAUGAUGAUGAUGAUGAUGACUCCUCGGUUGUUAUUGUAAAGAAAGAAGAUGUCGAAGAUAGCAGUAAACCAUCUUACCUAAAGAAUGUAGAAGAUAUGAAGAAAGAUGAAAGCAAUAAGAAAAAUAAUAUGGAUGACAAAGGAGAUGAUGAUGAUGAUGAUGAUGAUGAUGAUUGGGAAUAA
This is a messenger RNA of Arxiozyma heterogenica, 1092 nucleotides long. RefSeq names its product Dos2p (gene DOS2). Gene Ontology annotation, cellular component: cytoplasm. The record is from RefSeq and is a predicted model, not a curated record. NCBI's taxonomy places the organism in Eukaryota, Fungi, Ascomycota, Saccharomycetes, Saccharomycetales, Saccharomycetaceae. The transcript has a single exon. Bases 1 to 1092 code for a protein of 363 amino acids.